UCUUUAAGAAGACGCUCUCCUGUUGCACUGGGAGGUUGGCCGGUGUUUUUCCACACAUGGUCACCCAUUUUAAGAGACAAAGGUCAGAAAGAAAAGCUUAUAAAUAACAUUUACCGCCGUAAGUCUCACUAUUCAACACGCCGUCCACCGUACUACACUGAAGGGACUGAUCAAUUCUAAAGGAAUAAAAUAAAUUCAAGCCAAUACAGCAUGGCUCAGAAAGAGAAGCUCCAGUGUCUGAAGGACUUCCAUAAGGACACGCUGAAGCCUUCCCCAGGGAAAAGCCCGGGCACCCGGCCCGAGGACGAGGCAGAGGGGAAGCCCGUCCAGAGGGAGAAGUGGAACUCCAAGCUUGACUUUAUCCUGUCCGUCGCUGGCGGCUUCGUGGGUUUGGGGAACGUCUGGCGUUUCCCAUACCUCUGCUAUAAGAAUGGCGGAGGUGCAUUUCUCAUCCCGUACUUCAUCUUCCUCUUCGGCGGAGGUCUACCUGUGUUUUUCCUGGAGGUGGCCCUCGGACAGUACACCUCCGAGGGUGGAAUCACCUGCUGGGAAAAACUUUGCCCCAUCUUUACUGGUAUCGGCUAUGCUUCGAUUGUGAUCGUGUCACUCCUGAACAUCUACUACAUAGUGAUCCUGGCCUGGGGUUUGUACUACCUGUUCCAGUGCUUCCAGCCGGAGCUGCCCUGGGCCAAGUGUAAGAACUCCUGGAACACAGACCGCUGUGUGGAGGACACCGUACGUAAGAACAAGACCCUGAUGCUGGCCGCUAACAUCACCAACUUCACCUCGCCCGUCACCGAGUUCUGGGAACGUAACGUCCUUAGCAUCUCCAGUGGCAUCGAUGAAAUCGGGGAGGUCAAGUGGGACCUUGCUCUGUGUCUGCUGGGAGUCUGGGUCAUCUGUUUCUUCUGCAUCUGGAAGGGAGUCAAAUCCACUGGGAAGGUUGUGUACGUCACUGCUACCUUCCCCUUCGUCAUGCUGAUCAUUCUGUUGAUCCGCGGCGUCACUCUGCCAGGAGCAUCUGAAGGAAUCAAGUUCUACCUGUAUCCAGACCUGCAACGUCUCAAAGACCCUGAGGUUUGGAUCGAUGCAGGCACUCAGAUCUUCUUCUCCUAUGCCAUCUGUCUGGGAGCUAUGACGUCACUGGGGAGCUACAACAAAUACAAAUACAACUGCUAUAGGGACUGUUUGCUGCUGGGAGGCCUCAACAGCGGUACCAGUUUUGUGUCUGGCUUCGCAAUAUUUUCCGUCCUGGGCUUCAUGGCACAAGAGCAAGGGGUGGACAUUGCCGAUGUGGCAGAGUCAGGUCCUGGCUUGGCCUUCAUUGCCUAUCCUAAAGCUGUGUCUAUGAUGCCGCUGCCAACCUUUUGGGCUAUCCUCUUCUUCAUCAUGCUUCUGCUACUGGGUCUCGACAGUCAGUUUGUGGAAGUGGAAGGACAGAUCACCUCCUUGGUGGAUCUGUAUCCCUCCUUCCUAAGGAAGGGUUACCGUCGGGAACUUUUUAUAGCUACAGUGUGCUUCAUAAGCUAUCUUCUGGGACUUACCAUGGUUACUAGGGGUGGCAUGUAUGUGUUUCAACUCUUUGACUACUAUGCAGCCAGCGGUGUGUGCCUUUUGUGGGUUGCAUUCUUUGAAUGUAUUGCUGUAGCCUGGGUAUAUGGCGUUGAUAAUUUCUAUGAUGCGAUUGAAGACAUGAUUGGCUACAGACCAAACCCCUGGAUGAAAUGGAGCUGGUCUUUUAUCACACCUCUUCUUUGUGUGGGUUGCUUCGUCUUCUCCUUGGUCAAAUACAAACCUUUGACGUACAACAAGGUUUACGAGUACCCCGACUGGUCCAUCGGUGUGGGCUGGACUCUGGCCCUGGCUUCUAUGAUCUGUAUUCCUAUGGUGGUGGUCAUCAAGAUCAUCCAGUCCGAUGGACCACUCAUAGAGAGGAUCAAGGCUGUGGCAGCUCCGCUGGGAGGUGCAAGCUCCCGUCCAGUCGACCACCGUCCCAAGGGCAUGUCUGCCGAGCUGGCCUACCCCCUGGACCCUAACGGGAACAACGGCCUGAUCAAGCCCACCCACACUAUUGUAGAAACUAUGAUGUGAGCGCUCUCUGUGAGAGGAACGAAUUGAAAAAAAAAAAAAAUGACCCGCUUUCUAUGUUAUUAUACUAUAUUAUCACUAAACUAGUUAUAGGACCAGGUUUACAUUGCUAUGUAUCUGCACUAGGAGUUUUCUUUUUGUUUUGUUUUCUACAGAGGAAGUUACAUUAUUGGUUUCCUGUCUAUGUUUUUAAUAUUUUUUAUUAAACUAUUGUUAUUAAUAUUACUGUUAUUACGAUUAAUGUAGUUAGAAGGAAAUUUAGAUUUCCAAGCCACUUGGAGCAAGCAGAAUCAGUACAUGGUCCAUUUUACUUCUUCUUUCCUGUAGAACUAUAGGCGGUCGUCUCUAUUUUAGGAAUCUUUUUUUUUUUUUUAAGAGAAGAAAAUACAUAAUACAAAAGAAAGGGUUGUAUAAAACCGUAAGAACUAAAUGUGUGUCAUGUUUUGAGCAGUAACAUUUGACUACGUCAUGUUUGUAUCUAGAUCAACCUAGCCCCUCUCUCUUCUCAGCUUAACUAAUGUCUAUAGUACGAUAAUAUCGUGGAGGUGGUGCCCCUUGUAUACAGUGAGAUUAGUCGAGUGUGUUUGUCGUCGAUGUUUGUUGUAAAAUUACAACUGAACCUGAACGUAGCUCCACUACUAGGCUGCGUUCAGGGUCCAGAGCAUCUCAUCUACAGUUGCUAAAAAGUUAGAGUUUCAAAAUCCUGCACCGGUCUGCAAUACUGGUUUUUGACACAACUAUUUGCUAGAAGGUACUUGAGCGCCUUGCAGCAAUUGUUCUGUCUGUAUAAAUAACACAACCUAGCUUUUUAGUGCCGGCAACUGUACCUGGCUCUGACUGUGGAGGUACAAACCUGUCCUCCUUGUACAGUGUCUAGUGUACAUACAUACAGUCAGCCCAACUCCAUUUUAAACUAGACUAUACUAUGCUGGUGAAGGACACUACUGCUACAUGCCAUCCAUCCUAGUGCAUACAGUAGCUACAUCAUACGUGUUUCAAGUCUGUGAUUCAUUAUUUGCACUUAAGUAAUGAAGUUAGUUUUUUCCUUUAUUCUUAGUGUUUAAGUCUGUUGUUGUAUCGCUGGCCAUAGAUAGAGGACAUGACAUAGUGGCAAGUACAUAAGAAGCACAACAUCACACUAUAUAAUGCAUAUAGCGUCUCUUUAGUCUGUGUCUCUAAUGAAUUGACAGGAGCCUAAAGGACCUGCCAUAAUAACUUUACGCAUUCAUGUAAACUCCCCAUACAGUAAAUAUUGAUCAUAAAUCGUAAAUAUUGAUCAAGGAACCAUUCAAAAUACAAGCAGACUGCUUCUCAAUCAGAUAUUUCUAUUGGAUUUCUGCCGGCUAGGUCAGUGUACAUUCUGAUGUAAUGAUAAUACAUACGGUAAUUGAUUAAUAUACUGACUUCUACUAUCUACUUCCUCCAGCCCUUUCACACUCCCUAUCCAUCGGUCAUCAUAUCUUAGUUUAGUUUUAAAUAUUAUAUUAUUACAGCUUUUCAGAGGCAGAAACAAUUCAAACAAAAAGCCUGUUGGGGUUUGAAGCGCUAUGAUUCACAAUGCAAAGAUAUUUCUUCUUAGAAUGGAAUGUCGAAAUGUGAAACCCCAUGUAGUGAAAACUGAAGCUUUGCUUAAUUCUAUUGAUUCUAUUACAUAAAAAUAAAAAUAAUCUUUUUUUUGUUGGGGGGGGUAUAAAAUCAGAACGUUUAGUUUAUUGUACUUUGAUUGUUUUCCAAUCACGUUUUUGCCUUUUUGUAUUCAAAAUGUAAAAUGACCACCCCGUCUCCAGCUACUAAUACUUCCUGAGGAUGAAUCGUCAUUUAACAACUUACUGUUAAUCAACAAAACUGCAAUUUGUAAUGUGCAAUACUUCGUAGAAAGAUAAGUAUUUUUUCACUCUGUUUUUCAAAUAGGUGGUACUUUUAACUUUGUAGAGAGAAAUUUAAAAAAAGAAAUUUACUUAAACAAUGCGAGAGACAAAAUUACGACAACUUCAGGGGCCAAUGAAAACCUACCACAAAAUCUUAUGCCAUAAUAUCAACAAAGAAACAACGUUCAAUGCAGUAGUAUCACUUUCUGUCAUAACACGCAGAAUUUGAUUCAUCUUUAUCAAAAAUAUUACACAUUUUAAAAUAUCUGAAUUUGCAAUGAAAAGUUAUCCUGCCAUUUUAUAAUGACUAUCUCAAAUCUGAUUUGGUAGUCUGAAUUGGCCUGUGACAUUCUGAAAUGAUGCUGCCGCCAAACAUAGGCCUGUCUAUCUACCGUAGUGCUGUUUGUUUGUACAGAAGAUGUAUUAUGUCGCACAGAAACAAACCGCUAGUUGUUAGCUAGCUAGGUACCUGUAACAAACCACUAGUAGUUUUCUAGCUAGGUACCUGUAACAAACCGCUAGUAGUUUUCUAGCUAGGUACCUGUAACAAACCACUAGUAGUUUUCUAGCUAGGUACCUGUAACAAACCGCUAGUAGUUUUCUAGCUAGGUACCUGUAACAAACCACUAGUAGUUUUCUAGCUAGGUACCUGUAACAAAUCGCUAGUAGUUUUCUAGCUAGGUACCUGUAACAAACCGCUAGUAGUUUUCUAGCUAGGUACCUGUAACAAACUGCUAGUAGUUAGCUAGCUAGGUACCUGUAACAAACCACUAGUAGUUUUCUAGCUAGGUACCUGUAACAAACUGCUUGUAGUUAGCUAGCUAGGUACCUGUAACAAACCGCUAGUAGUUUUCUAGCUAGGUACCUGUAACAAACCGCUAGUAGUUAGCUAGCUAGAUACCUGUAACAACCGCUAGUAGUUAGCUGGCUAUGUACCUCUAACAAACCGCUAGUAGUUUUCUAGCUAGGUACCCGUAACAAACCGCUAGUAGUUAGCUAGCUAGGUACCUGUAACGAACCGCUAGUAGUUAGCAAGCUAGAUACCUGUAAAAAACAAAUGCUAGUGGUUAGCGAGCUAGGUACCUUACAGGUGUUGUAUCAAAGAAGCUUACUGAAAAACCAAAUGAGAAUACAUUAUUACAGUGAAGAUAUUGACACCCAGUCCCAUCGCUGGAGAUUGGAGAAAUCUCAUUGUAUCCUAAAUGGCACCCUAUUCCCUACAUAGUGAACAACUUUUGACAUAGGUCUCUGGUCAAAAGUAGUGCACUAUAUAGGGAAUAGGGUGCCAUUUGGAUCGUAUGCUCCUUUUCCAUUGAGAUUAGCUGUCUAUAAUCAGACAGGCUACUGAUCCCUACAGAUGACAUAAUGUUAAAGUUAUUUAACUCUCCUGCCUCAUACAUUACAUGUCAUUACAUACCAGCCCAUCCUUUUUAAGAAUGUACAAGGGGAAAUGUUUUUAAUCCAUGAAGAAGAAACAUUUUUCAAAUACAAUUUGAAAGAUUUUAUUUUUUAUUUCUAUGGCGCUAAAUAACCUGUAAAGCAAAAAUGUGUGUUUAAAACAGGGUUUUACUGAGAAAAACAUUAAACCUUUUUAUUUCUUAAUAAAACAAAAACAUUUUUGGAAAAAAGCUUUUUGCUUUUCUCAUGUGUAGUGUCCUUUAGUGAGUCUAUAGACCACAGAAUAAAGCAGGGAUCUUGCACUUUAGUCACUCGACAUUCAUGACCCCAAUAAUAAUAAUUGAUUGGAUUUACAGAGCGCUUUACAUAGUAAGGGGGAAGCUCACCUCAUCCACCACCAAUGUGUAGCCAUGGCAGCCAUUUUGAAAAAUAAAUCCCACCACACAACAGCUCUCAUGGUGGAGAGGUGAGGAAGACCCAUUGCUGGGAGUAUGAACCCAGUGCUCCCUCCCAAACCCCCACACUAGGGGGCUAAAGCAGCUAUAUCACAGGCUUAUCCAGGGCAGUUUAGCCUCUUGUCCCCUAUGACCCCACAACAAUGUUGGUUCCAAGGCAGACUAUUUCAAUUCUGCACAUAGGCUACUGUAUGACUUAAGACAUAUAGUUAGAAGUACACAUUCAACAUUAUGAUGUAGUGUCACAAGAGGGUUUAUGCAUAUUUAAAAGGGCCUUUUGAAUCAAGGUAAAUCCCGUUGAAAUAUACCUUUAUCAUCAAAUUGACUGUAACCAUGAAAAUGAAGGAUGCCUAUAGAUUUGUUAGCUUUUAAAGUUUAAAAUGGACCUCUCCCACAUUUUAUAUAAAGAUACAUACAAUUUGGUAGGCCAUAACUGUCAUACUAGAGCAGAGGGUAUGUUAAAAUUGGGAUGACAGAAGUGAUUAGCUAGUUAUUUUCCAACCAUGAAACAAAAUCAUGGUUACAAACUAAAUCUUAAUUUGGAUAAAUGUUACAUAUUUGUUACACAAUAGUGUAUCUGCUGAAAUACUAAAUGGUAUUUCAGAAUGACUGAGAAGAUGAAACCAAGAAAAAUACAUCUUCCCAUUACUUUAAUGCCACCUUAGUUCAUUGUCAUAAUUCAUAAACACAUCAGGUAUUCAAACCACACAUUACUUUUGAAAUUGAACACUUAGAAAAUAAAGAUAAGCCUAAUGCUUUGUAUCUGUCUUGGAAUAAGCAUGGAGGCAUCAGGGAGGCCUUGGAGAAAAUCCAUAGCCUAGUCCCAGAUCAUGUUUGUGCUGUCUUGUCAACCCCUAUGGUUCCGACUCUCCAUAGGCGUUAACAAAAAACACAAACAGAUCUGGGACCAUGCUAGAGAAACCAUGCCUCAACAAUCAGAUUAAAAUACAGCAGCACCACCAUAUUCUGCCUUUGAUCCUGCCAAUGCUGUGGUGAACAUCCAAUGGACUUGAUGGUGAACAUCCAAUGGACUUGAUGGUGAACAUCCAAUGGACUUGAUGGUGAACAUCCAAUGGACUUGAUGGGUUGACUAUAGCUUCUAACAGCUUCUCUCUCCCACAUACCUUAUAAGGACCAAACUGAUUUAUGUGGAGAUAUAUGACAUCUAUUGUACUACUGUUCUUCAUACCAUUGCUUUGUGCAGUUAUUUACUGGUUUUUACAUUUGUAGUGAUGAAAAAAAGCAUAUUUUUAGUAAGUGUCCUUCGCUUUGAUAGGUGACAUUCGUAAUUUGACAACUUUGUGAGGGGAAAAUAAAAAUAUGUUUAAAAAAAUG
This is a messenger RNA of Salvelinus fontinalis (brook trout), 7144 nucleotides long. RefSeq names its product solute carrier family 6 member 6b (gene slc6a6b). The transcript has 14 exons. The record is from RefSeq and is a predicted model, not a curated record. The coding region runs from base 211 to 2091 and encodes 626 amino acids. NCBI's taxonomy places the organism in Eukaryota, Metazoa, Chordata, Actinopteri, Salmoniformes, Salmonidae. Gene Ontology annotation, biological process: neurotransmitter transport; taurine transmembrane transport; sodium ion transmembrane transport. Gene Ontology annotation, cellular component: plasma membrane. Gene Ontology annotation, molecular function: taurine:sodium symporter activity.